AUGAUUGGUGUUUCUCGUUGCGUCUUCGUCGUUACCUCGGCUCUCCUCCUUGUGAGCGUUACAGGACAGCAGCCCAGUGGCGAUGUAUCAGUUGGUCAAGAGAUUUGCACAGCAGGUUAUGUUAUGGACGAGUUUUGCAUUGAUUUUGGGAAGCUAUUGGACGCCCAAGAAUUUGAAACCCUCAAUAAUCCUGAAGAGCACACAAUGCAUUGUUUGGUGGAUGUCCCUAAAUGCUACGAUACUCCCUUUCACAUCUUGUCGGCUCCACUUCCUGGUGACACCAUGAUGUAUGGGCCCGGGUGGGCUGUGAGCAACAACACUGAGCUCCUUACCUUGGGAAGGCAAAUUGGAGACUUGGAGGGUGGAUGCACUACUUGUGAUGGAACUGGAAGCCUCCUGAAGGGGUUUCGGGCAGAAGUCAGAGGAACAGUUGCAACCAUCGAUCCUCCCGUCAUUGAUGUGACUUCGGUCAGUUAUUUGGAAGGCGAUGCUCAGGGAUGUGCCGAGCUAGCCACGUCCACGAGUGACGCUAACGGAUCUCCCCAAGACGCUUCCAAUUCUGGUGGUAAUGUCACUUCUGAGACUCCUGAUUCUGGUGCCUUUGCCAAAGCAUUUUCCACUGCUGCUGCCAUUGCCAUGUUGGCGGCUUUCGUCAUGGGGAACUAA
Molecule: messenger RNA, 666 nt
Organism: Seminavis robusta
Lineage: Eukaryota; Bacillariophyta; Bacillariophyceae; Naviculales; Naviculaceae
Source: the annotation of a GenBank genome assembly